Molecule: messenger RNA, 2200 nt
Organism: Hymenoscyphus albidus
Lineage: Eukaryota; Fungi; Ascomycota; Leotiomycetes; Helotiales; Helotiaceae
Source: the annotation of a GenBank genome assembly
AUGGUGAGAAAAUCCAAUCCAGAGCCGCUCACGCUGACGGAAUCGCGAACAGCAGAAGGCGAGACAGGAAAUCGGUUCCUCGACAAUUCGCAGUCACCUCUGAGCAGCUCUAAAUCCCCGAAAUCCCCGCGAUCGCCAUUCAGAUUGAAGUCCAAGAAACCGUCUGCCUCCGAAACCGAGUCACCGCAGAACCAGACGCGGACGCGGACGAACGACGACGACCAGCGAACCACUCCCCAGGAUACGGCGUCGCUUCCGUUGUUGCAACCACAGACAACCGCCACCGAGGGACUCGUAGCCGAGGCGAAAGAGGCACCGCAGAAGGCGGAGAGAGUGAAAGAACAAAGACCGGCCCGGGGUGGCUUUUUCUCCAAAAAUAAGGCUACAAAGAAUUCGAAUCAGGCAAAGGCAAAUUCGAAAACCUCUGCGAAAUCGACGGCAGAGGAAAGCAUGUCCAAAGACACAGACCGCCCAAGUAAAGUUUCAGCGCAGGAUACUUCCGAGAUUGGUAAGCUCCAGUUUCGUCUAUUAUCCAUUCAAUGACAGGACUGACCUGGAAUCUUCACUUCAGCAGAGCCGAGUCCGGAGAGACCACCACCAAUCAAGUCGUCCAAGGUUACGAGGAAACCAGUUGCUGGCCCUUCCAGAUCCAACGUCUCAGUUGACUCUACAGGCGAUCCACCAAACCCUUCGAAUCCAAACGUCACUAAGAAGAGCAAGCCGAACCCCUUCAGCCUGCUCACCAGAACGCGGUCUCUACGUGAUGAGAACAGCUCUCGCGAGCCUUCACCUACGGACAAGACUAGCAAGUUCGACAAACCCCCACCACCCGAGCGAUCGCACGCACAUAGCAAAUCUAUAGCCGUUGUCCCUUCGCGACCCGAGAACGACAGAUUUCUCAAGGACAGCAUGAGUUCCAGCCGCAAUCCUUCUGAGGACCGCAACGCCAAGGUGCGAGAUGCAUCGCGCGAGAAGACACCAAAGGAAGGCAGCAAGCUACAGCCUCCCACGAUUAAGGAGAAGGAGAGCAAUAAGAAGGAUGCAUCGUCCUCAAACCAAGGAGGAGGUCAUGGUUUCCUGAGUAACCUUAAGACUUCGGCUACGAAAGGGGCUGGUGCUAUACACAAGGGGCUCUUUGGUGGUGGGAAGACUGGUCGCAGCGCAAGUACGACUGAAAAAGAGAUGCCAGUGGAUGACGAGCAUUACGUAUUAAAGGUUAUCAACCGACCACUCGUGGAGCAAACACGUUUAACAAGAAUAUCUAAGCGGCUGGAAGACUCUCGUGAUAAGACUGAGUUUUGGAUGCCCUCGUUCCCAUGGCGCGCCAUCGAUUAUCUCAAUUAUAAAGGAAGUGACGUGGAAGGAUUAUACCGGGUGCCUGGCAGUGGGCCACAAAUUAAGAAAUGGCAGAGACGAUUUGACGAAGGCAAGUUUUCAAGUAUUGAAAGGGUUGCGGAGACGUCGCUAAUCAGAACCAGAACUUGAUAUUGACCUCUUUGAGCAAGACGAUCUUUACGAUAUCAACAUCAUUGGCUCCAUGCUGAAAGCUUGGUUGCGUGAACUUCCCGAAGAACUCUUCCCCAAGUCAGCUCAAGAUCGUAUCGCCAGAGAAUGUGCCGGCGCAGAGAGAGUUCCUCAACAGCUUGUCGACGAGCUAUCGAAUCUUUCACCAUUCAAUUAUUACCUUCUAUUCGCCAUCACUUGCCACCUGUCUCUCCUACUUGCGCACUCGGAAAAGAACAAGAUGGAUUUCCGCAAUCUUUGUAUUUGUUUUCAACCAUGCAUGAAGAUAGACGCAUUCUGCUUCAAGUUUUUGGUUUGCGAUUGGAGAGACUGCUGGAAAGGAUGCAAGACCGAGCCGCAAUAUACAGAGCAGGAAUACAUGCUGUUCGAUAUGGCGCACGCAGGUCCUCCAGGGAGCGCUGAGGGUCAGAGUAGCACUGCGGUCGAAAGCCAUGAUGAGCGCAACGUCUCGAGCUCUGAUAGCAGCAAGCCAUCGAGUGUCAGCAUCAACCACCAAGAACCAAAGCAAAAGGCACCAUCCAAGAAGAGCAAUCUCAAUCAAAGUGAUAGUCAGGCAAGCAUGAGUACAAUCAGCACAGAAUUGACCAUCGUUGCUGAUCGUACUCCACCCAGAAAAAGUACUGAGAUGCGCCCACUAAGCCCAAUAAAACCUCUCAGUCCGAUUGGAUUUAGCUAG